Messenger RNA from Aegilops tauschii subsp. strangulata, 2458 nucleotides. RefSeq names its product fatty acyl-CoA reductase 1. Gene Ontology annotation, molecular function: alcohol-forming very long-chain fatty acyl-CoA reductase (NADP+) activity. Gene Ontology annotation, cellular component: intracellular membrane-bounded organelle. The record is from RefSeq and is a predicted model, not a curated record. Gene Ontology annotation, biological process: long-chain fatty-acyl-CoA metabolic process; suberin biosynthetic process. NCBI's taxonomy places the organism in Eukaryota, Viridiplantae, Streptophyta, Magnoliopsida, Poales, Poaceae.
GUUGGUUGAAUUGUACAUGGGCCUUCUAUAAAGCGAAAAAGAAAGGAAUAGUGAGCUUCUCUAGUUUUCUAUAAACCAGAGUUAGACGUCCUACUGGACAACUCAUUCCUAAGUGUGUAGCAAUAAUACUGAGUACUACCGGUUGUCCACUUGAGCUAUUAAUUUGAUGGCUAGCAACGUACUGCAACCCCAAUAAUAACCCUGUUUGAAAAUCUAGAGUACCUCUACGCGUUAUUUUGACUGCAUGUGAUUCCUCUCAUGAUCACCAGGUCCUUGUUUUGGUUGGACAGCGCAUAAAUGUUGCGCUCAAGUGCCUCAAAUUAAGACUCCCCUCUCCUACCUACAACACAAAAGACCUUUUUUUCAGCAAAAGAGGGCGCCACCCCCUCCGAUUUCAUAUAAUGAAACCAACUGGUUCAACUGCCAAACAAACAACAAAAACAAAACGAAACACCUUCAUGGCCCGUGUAUAAAUAUUGUGUACAUGACCCUCUUUCCACUCACCCACACAAAUCAUCUCCUCCUUCCUCCCUCCCUCUCUCUCUCUCUCUCUCUCUCUCUCUCUCUCGCACGCACGCACGCAGGCACACAAGAAAAAAAUCAAGAUGGUUGACACACUGAGUGAAGAGAAGAUCAUUGGAUACUUCAAGAACAAGAGCAUCCUCAUCACUGGAUCAACAGGCUUUCUUGGAAAGAUACUAGUGGAAAAGAUACUGAGAGUUCAACCUGAUGUGAAGAAGAUCUACCUCCCGGUGCGAGCGGUGGAUGCGGCUGCGGCGAAGCAUCGGGUGGAGACUGAGGUGGUAGGGAAGGAGCUGUUCGGGCUUCUGAGGGAGAAGCACGGGGACGGGUUUCAAUCUUUCAUCGGAGUGAAGAUCGUCCCGUUGGCCGGAGAUGUGAUGCGUGAGGACUUCGGCGUCGACAGCGAGACCUUGAGGGAGCUCCGGGUGACCCAAGAGCUCGAUGUCAUCGUUAAUGGCGCCGCCACCACCAACUUCUACGAAAGGUAUGAUGUGGCCCUGGACGUGAACGUGAUGGGAGUAAAGCAUAUGUGCAACUUCGCCAAGAAGUGCCCCAAUCUCAAGGUGCUCCUCCACGUUUCCACGGCUUAUGUGGCGGGUGAGAAGCAAGGACUGGUGCAAGAGAGACCAUUCAAGAAUGGCGAGACGCUGCUUGAGGGGACCCACCUCGAUAUCGACACCGAGCUGAGACUGGCCAAGGACCUGAAAAAGCAGCUUGAGGCCGACGUCGACUCGUCGCCCAAGGCCGAAAGGAAGGCCAUGAAGGACCUUGGCCUUACCAGGGCCCGGCACUUCGGGUGGCCGAACACAUACGUGUUCACCAAGUCGAUGGGGGAGAUGGUGCUGGGCCAGUUGCAGUGUGAUGUCCCUGUUGUCAUCGUCCGUCCCAGCAUCAUCACCAGUGUCCAGAACGACCCACUGCCCGGAUGGAUCGAAGGCACCAGGACGAUCGACACGAUCGUGAUCGGCUAUGCCAAGCAGAACCUGGCAUACUUCUUGGCCGACCUCAACCUCACCAUGGAUGUGAUGCCCGGCGACAUGGUGGUGAAUGCGACGAUGGCUGCCAUCGUGGCACACAGCUCGUCCUCAUUGGAGAAGACAAAGCCAUAUCCCGAGCCACACGCACCGGCGGUGUACCAUGUGAGCUCGUCGCGGCGUAAUCCGGCACCAUACAAUGUGCUUCACGAGGCGGGGUUUCGGUACUUCACGGAGCACCCUCGGGUGGGCCCUGACGGCCGCACCGUGGGUACCCAUAAGAUGACAUUCCUCAGCAGCAUUGCUUCCUUCCACCUCUUUAUGAUGCUCAGGUACCGCCUCCUCCUCGAGCUCCUCCACCUGCUCUCCAUCCUCUGCUGCGGCCUCUUCGGCCUCGACACCCUCUACCACGACCAAGCACGCAAGUACAGGUUCGUGAUGCACCUGGUGGAUCUGUACGGGCCCUUCGCGCUGUUCAAGGGGUGCUUCGAUGACGUCAACCUAAACAAACUAAGGCUCGCCAUGACCAGCAACCAUGGCAGCCUCUUCAAUUUCGACCCGAAGACCAUUGACUGGGAUGACUAUUUCUACAGGGUCCACAUCCCCGGGGUCAUAAAGUACAUGCUCAAGUGAAAUAUCCAUGCACCGAAAUUCAGGCGUUGCCUUAGUAAUUAAAUAAUCGUACGUUGCUCCCAAAUUGGGUUCUAACCGUUAAAUAAUCUAUAUGAAAGAGGAAAAUGUGUCUGUCGCUUGAUAGAGCAGGCAUCAACUUGCAUAUGCUUCUUGAAGAACAAGGAAUGCUACAUUAUGUAGUCUUGUUCUAGCUCAUGUUGUAUUGCCAGUUAUGACUAGUAUUGGUUGAUAACAAUUUCUUGUUCAGUCACGUGUUGUACCUUGACUAGUAUUGAUUGUUAAUAAUUUCUUUUCAAGAGAAAUAAAUAUAGUGCUCCAAGAUUUGUGAA